UGCACAGGACGCCCGGACGCUGCGGAGCGGAGAAGAGCCAGCAUGAUCCGCUCGGUGAUGCUGCUCGCGGGCCUCGGUGCUCUGCUGCGGGCAAGUCCCGAUUUUCAAAAUUCGUCUCUACAGAUUGUAGUUCCAGAGAAAAUCCAAGCAAAUACAAAUAAUAACUCAGAAGUAGAAAACAAACAGAUAUCUUAUAUUAUUCCAAUAGAUGAGAAGCCAUAUACUAUUCACCUUAAGCAAAGAUUUUUUUUGGCAGAGAAUUUUAUGGUUUACUUGUAUAAACAAGGAUCUGUGAAUUCUCAUUCUUCAAAUAUUCAGACUCAGUGCUACUAUGAAGGAUAUGUUGAAGGAUAUCCAAAUUCCAUUGUCAUACUCAGCACGUGCUCUGGACUGCGAGGAUUGCUGCAACUUGAAAAUGUUUCUUAUGGAAUUGAACCUCUGGAAGUUGAAGUUGAAUUUCAGCAUCUUCUUUAUAAAUUAAAAAAUGAAAACAAUGUGUUUGUAGUUCAUACAGAAAAUAGCCGUGGCCUAGAACAAAAUCCAAUGGACUACAGCAUCUCCAUAAGUGAAAAACCAGAAUCAGCUGUUCAAGAUUUCAUUCCUCUUUAUCUAGAAAUGCAUAUUGUGGUGGACAAAGUUUUGUAUGAUUAUUUGGGCUCUGAUAGCAUGUUAGCAACAGAUAAAGUAAUCGAAAUUAUUGGCCUUGUAAAUUCGGUAUUUGCCCAACUUAAUGUUACUAUUGUGUUGUCAUCAUUGGAGUUGUGGUCAGACAAAAAUAAGAUUUCUACAGUUGGUGAGGCAGAUGAAUUAUUGCAGAGAUUUUUAGAAUGGAAAAAAUCUUACCUUACCCUAAGGCCUCAUGAUAUUGCAUAUCUAUUCAUGUAUAGAGAUUAUCCAAAUGAUGUGGGAGCAACAUUUCCCGGAAAGAUGUGUACUGCUCAGUAUUCUGCAGGGAUUGCUUUGUAUUCUGAGGAGAUAACUUUGGAGGCAUUUUCAGUAAUUGUUACCCAGAUGGUGGGACUCAAUCUGGGCAUAUCAUAUGAUGACCCAAAGAAGUGCCAGUGUUCAGGAGCCAUUUGUGUAAUGAAUGCAGAGGCUGUGCAGUCCAGUGGUGUGAAGACUUUUAGCAAUUGCAGUUUGAGUGACUUUAAAAGUUUCAUUUUAAAUAUGGGUGCCAAAUGUCUUCAGAAUAAGCCACAAAUGCAAGUGCGUCAAAAAGCAGUCUGUGGCAACGGCAAAGUGGAAAACCCUGAAGUUUGUGACUGUGGUACUGAGGAUCAAUGUGGACAAGAUAGCUGUUGUGAUCCUAAACUUUGUGUGCUGAAAGCAGGAUCAGCUUGUGAUACAGGAUUAUGCUGCAGUAACUGUCAAAUUCAACAAGCAGGUUCACCGUGUAGGCCCAGUGUGCAUCCUGAGUGUGAUCUUCCUGAAUUUUGUAAUGGAUCCUCAUCAGCCUGUCCCACUGAUAUCAUGAUAAUCAAUGGACAUUCGUGUAAAACUAAAUAUAUUUGUUAUAAUGGAGACUGCCAUGAUCUUGAUGCACGUUGUGAAUCCUUAUUUGGAAAAGGUUCAAAAAAUGCUCCAUUUGCCUGCUAUGAAGAAAUACAAUCUCAACUUGAUAGGUUUGGGAACUGCGGUAAGGAAAGAGGCCAAUAUAAAUUCUGCCAAUGGAGGAAUCUUAUAUGUGGAAGAUUAAUUUGUACCUACCCUACUCUAACUCCUUACAUUCAAAAAAAUGUUGCUGUGCUUUAUGCUUAUGUACGAAAUGUUAUAUGUAUAACUUUAGACUACAGUCUUCAUGGCUCAAGUGUAGAUCCACUGGUGGUCAAUGAUGGCUCUGAAUGUGAUUCUGAGAGAGUUUGUAUAAAUCGUCAGUGUGUAGAAUCAAGGUUUCUUAAAAAGGAGUCCCUUAAUUGUUCAGCAAAGUGCAGUGGACAUGGAGUGUGCACGUCUGAGUUGCAGUGCCAUUGUGACAGCGGCUGGACCGGUCAAGAUUGCAAUACGCAGUCCAGACAAGCUGACAGAGAAAUAACAGAUUUAAUCAUGGAAAGGGAUCCUUGGAAAUCUGCAAAGAACCGGUGGCUUCUAGGUUUCUACAUUACUUUACCUGUUCUGAUCAUAGCAACCAUAACA
This is a messenger RNA of Myotis davidii, 2133 nucleotides long. It is a transcript of the gene ADAM32, whose product is annotated as ADAM metallopeptidase domain 32. Gene Ontology annotation, biological process: cell adhesion; binding of sperm to zona pellucida; proteolysis. The transcript has 19 exons. NCBI's taxonomy places the organism in Eukaryota, Metazoa, Chordata, Mammalia, Chiroptera, Vespertilionidae. The annotation marks the transcript as partial. Gene Ontology annotation, molecular function: metalloendopeptidase activity. The record is from RefSeq and is a predicted model, not a curated record. Gene Ontology annotation, cellular component: plasma membrane.